Andrographis paniculata is the source of this 910-nucleotide messenger RNA. RefSeq names its product probable E3 ubiquitin-protein ligase RHY1A. NCBI's taxonomy places the organism in Eukaryota, Viridiplantae, Streptophyta, Magnoliopsida, Lamiales, Acanthaceae. The record is from RefSeq and is a predicted model, not a curated record. Gene Ontology annotation, molecular function: ubiquitin protein ligase activity. The transcript is spliced from 3 exons. Gene Ontology annotation, biological process: ubiquitin-dependent protein catabolic process. The coding region runs from base 80 to 718 and encodes 212 amino acids.
CUUUAAUGGAGUUUUGUCCUAGUCUCACCUGACCACUUUCUCAAUCAGCCGAUCAAAUUAACUAGUCUGUAAUUAAUCAAUGGCUGGAAUGCUCCCCGGAGUCGAGGCUGCCCGGAGACGAAGAUUCCACCACACCUCUGCUACUAAUCAUUCUCAUUCCCAAACUACUUCUUCUUCUUCUUCUUCUUCAGGCUGCUGCACCAGACGCUCCUCUGCUUUCUGCCUCUACGCCAUUAGAGGCUAUCUCACCUUCAAUUCCUCUACGGUAGUGCAGACGACGACGACGACGACUAAGGGAACAUUAAUAAGCAGCAGUAGUAACGAUGAGAGUGGCAGUGAACUUUGUGGAGCUGCCAGAGAAGCCAAGAAGAGGCUCGAUCAGAGGUUACAUAUUCUACAUCUACACACAUCUUCCAAUUCUCAACCAGAAAGCUUUGCGGAAUCGAAAGCUGCUAGUUAUCUUGGAAGGCCAUUAUUAAUUCCAAAGGCGAAGAAGAAGAAAAAUUGGCUAAAUUUAACGAGAUGGAAGUCGUCGGCGUCGUCAGAGCAGGAGGAGUGCGCAGUGUGCCUUGAGCUAUUGCAGGGCGGGGGGCGAGGCAACACGACGGUAAUGCAGGUGCCGUGCGGGCAUCGGUUCCACACCGAGUGUCUUAUGCCAUGGCUUGAGGGCCGCGGGAAUGCACAUUGUCCAUGUUGUAGGAUGGAAAUUUCGACUUAAUUUAGAAUAUGUUUAUUUGUACUUCAUGACUUUUUGUGAGUGGAUAAAAUAUACUCCCUUCGCCCCUUAAAUAAGUAUUCGUUUGUUUUUUACACGUAGUUUAAGAUAUAUUAGUAUUAUAUUAAUAUGUAGUAGGAAUAAAGUAGAAAAAACUAAAAUAACCUUAUUAGUAAUGCGUGAUAUAAAUGUAAU